This is a messenger RNA of Aspergillus lentulus, 960 nucleotides long. RefSeq names its product glycoside hydrolase family 75 protein. NCBI's taxonomy places the organism in Eukaryota, Fungi, Ascomycota, Eurotiomycetes, Eurotiales, Aspergillaceae. The record is from RefSeq and is a predicted model, not a curated record. Gene Ontology annotation, molecular function: chitosanase activity.
AUGCGCCACGGAUCAGUUCUAGUAGCCAUCACGGCUACCCUCUUUGCAUCGCAAGUAAUAGCAAAGAACGUCCCCUCAGCUCUCAAAGCCUUCUACAACAAGGCCAGAAGGGGCGGCGACUGCGCCGGUGCCGACGCUCUCCAAACGGGCUUCUUCAGCACCGAAUGGAGCGGUGGUCACACCACCUACUGCACCAAAUACCUCCCCACCGGCAAGGGCUUCUACCUCAAAGGUCCUGGGUUGGACCUGGCAAACAUGGACAUCGACUGCGACGGGGAGCAGAGCAGCGGCGACGGACGCUGCGGGUCGUCAACAGACACACAAGGCCAGACUCGGUGGGGUUUGAAACACCCAAGGAAGCACGGGGUGAGGGAUCUCAACGCAAACAUCCACCCGUAUGUUGUCCUCGGGAACGAAGGCAGCUACAGCCCAACGUUUGAUCCGCGGACGGUUGGCGUCGAGCCCCUGAGCAUCGUGGCCGUCGUGUGCGGCGACGAGCUCGUCUACGGGGUUUGGGGCGACACCAACGGGGACGACAACGAGCAUCCCAUGGUUGGAGAAGCCAGUCUGGCGCUGGCGACCGCGUGCUAUGGCUCGACUAUCAGCGGUAACAGUGGCCAUGAUGAGGCGGAUGUGCUGUACAUUGCUUUUGCGGGCAAUGAGGCUGUGCCUGCAAGGGCCAAGUGGGAUGCAGACAGCUACGGGGCAUUCGAGGAGAGCAUCACUGCGCAAGGUGAUAGGUUGGUCGCGCAGUUAUUUGGCGACAAGUCAACAGUGACCGCUGGCUCUGAUCCGCAUCGCACCUCGACUUCCUCGAUCGACAGCGACAGCGACAAUAGCGACAAUGACGAUGAUAACUCAGAACACAAUCCCAAGUCCGGUGACACAAUACGGAGCACAAUACCACGAGUUUGCCACAUCAUUCUGGUUGUCUUGAUCGCCUUGAUCGCCCUUGCCUGA